UUGAAUCUCGCAAUACAUUUAUUAUAUUUGCGAUUCAGGUGGACCACAUGGCCAUUUAUAUUUUGCCCUGUCUGCAAGAGAUUAACAUACCAUUGCUUUUCUUUCGCUCCAGAACGAUCGAGCAACCAUUGACUUCAGCAGUGUGCUGAACAACCCGGCCAUCAAUUGCGCUGGACCCUUCACUAACAACACCAUCGAGAUCACCUUCACUGCGUUACUGAUCAACAACCCUUCCUACACCAACACUGCAGCCAACGUCACCGUCGGAGCCACGUACGCGGGGGGAAACGUGUGGCUAGCGAUGAUGUCCUACAACUACGAUAUGACUGCGAAUUACUCAUACCCCAGCAACAUAACGCUGAACGGCCCCAACACGGCUGCCGCAUACUCAGGAGCCACCUUCACUAUAGACGCCACCAUCACAGACCCCAUGGGGCCUUUUACCUUGGAAGUCAACACUCCAAAUAUGAUUUAUAACAAAUUCACGGUGUCGAACUUGGCGAUCGUGAGCGUGGGUGCCAACCUUGGCUGCGCCGGAACCCCAGUGCCCGAGUAUGAGUACUUCUACUCUGUAGACAAGAGGACCUACCAUCGAGGCGUUGCAAAAUUCGACUACGUCUUGACGGGACUCGUGUACCCUGAUCUUGUCGCUGAACUGAACGAUCCUGGCAAUAAAAUUCAGCUGGGUUUCACGGUGUUCUUCGUGGACGUCGCCGAGACCGAGAAUGUGACCGUGGGCGCUGGCAUCACCAUCGGCAACAGCACCUUGUGGACCUCCCUCAUCAACGUCACCAUGGGAGCGCCCAUCACUGUACCCAACACCGACUGCUGCUACACCACAGCGUCACGCCCUGAUCUUGUCGCUGAACUGAACGAUCCUGGCAAUAAAAUUCAGCUGGGUUUCACGGUGUUCUUCGUGGACGUCGCCCCGGCCGAGAUAGUGACGGUGGGCGCUGGCAUCACCAUCGGCACCAGCACCUUGUGGACCUCCCUCAUCAACGUCACCAUGGGAGCGCCCACCACUGCACCCAACACGGCCGGGACAGCAACUUUUGCUGCUCCAUACAUCGUGGGCGGCAACGGGUCAGUCGCUCAGUACGGAGUUGUCACAUACGCUGUGCCCAUCUCCAUCACGAGCGGCAAGGGCGUCAAAGUCACGUGCACCGCCGCGCCGCCCGCUGACCACAAAAUUACUGGCAUCAUGUGGGGCAACGCGGGGGCUAACAUCGCACUUCGCCCCAACCUGAGCGAGGGGAUGGUGUGGGACGACACGAUGGGCGUCACAUCUUGGACAUUUUAUAUCAACUCUACAGGACAAAUUACGAGCAGUGUUCCUGCUGACACAGUGGUUCUUGAAGUGUCGGUGCAAUAUUUGGGAUCUACCGCGAGACUUGACGUAACUUUGUCCUGCGGGUCAAAGGUCAUACUGACGGGAGCUACAGUAGCGGCAGGAGGAACGGCAGAUGUUUCCGUCACUAUGGACCCGAUCUAUCCACUUGACAUAACUUGGUUCAAAGGAGAUCAGCAGGCAUUGCUGGUCAAACUCACCUUUCCACCGGGAGGCAAGGCCUACUCCAACAUGACCAUCGAGACAUCAGGCGACUUCGACGUUACGGCAUUUGGAGCACAAAUCUGCAAACUGGAGAUCUUGCGUUCAGGAUUUGGAGUGCCCACUCUUGGAGGCCGAAUGGACCUUUUAAAUAAGGCCGUUAAUUUCUUCGAAAUUUCUGCCUCCUCACUCUACAACGACGGAGGCAAGAUGUUGGUGGGUGCCAUCGCUGGGGUGAACCGCGGAACUGCGGCCGCUGCUGGGGACAACGACGUCGUCCUCAGGAUGACGUACUUCCUCCCCAAGAACCAAACUACCAUCACAAGUUUAACUUACAACUUGAGCAUGGGAAUGCUGCUCGACUCUAACUUUGUAUGGGCCGGCAUGCUUGGCUUCAAAACAAGCGCAGCGGCCCCCACGGUCGCGGCAAGAAUCAUUUCGAAAAUGAUUCCUCCUGUGCUGACGACUUACCAAGUUGGUCAGCCUAUCCUGGUCAAGUUCUACCUGAAGAUGGCCCCAGGUAGCGUGGACAAGAUCUCGCUAGUCGUCCGUAUGGCCAGUAACAGUACGGCGGUGCUGUCACUCUGCCGCAUUGUCAUCCUGGCCAUUGGGAGCAGUUAUCCGUGCCUGGACCCUGACCCGUACGGUAAAGAGCUCACCAACUUUGCUCAGCCGAACACAAUCAUCCACGACCCUGUCACCUGGGGACUCAAAGCCACCGUAGAUUUCGGAGUACUACGCAACGUCGGCUACCAAGCGUUCUACGCUAGCGAGUUAGCCGACAGUGAUGCCAUCGUGUUAGGUGUGUUGGUCAAAGGGUUGGUCGUAGGAACUGAUAAUGUGACUAUCGACCGAAUCAGCCUCGGCGGGAAAACAUCUUUCAACACUAGUCUGACCAUCGCUGCAGCACUAUCGCCCGCGAACACCUUGACCGCGGCUCACUGGGUACCUUUGGACGGAACAGCCGUCGCCUACGAUGGCGUAAUGAAAAUAAUCGACCUGGUCUUGGAUGUGCCUGUUGGGUAUCGACAGCCUCUCAUUGUUAAAAUCAGCAACGACAAUUCACUCAACAUGGAGCUGUGCUUCGCUGUUGUCGCUGCAGUGGGAAAGAACGUGCCGUGUGUAAUCCCCCAUAUGAUCGUCCCGGUUGUGGCAGUGAAGGCCGCAGGGGAGGAACAUACCCUGAACCUCAUGGAAACGUGUUACUACGAUGUCGCCCCCGGUGACAAAAACGAGAGCACGAUUAGUGUCAUGGCUCCUAUGACCUUGGGACGAGCGUACGCUACCGUGCACAGCCUGCGCUGGGGCGCCAAGCAAGGCAAGAACAUCGGCUGUAUGCUCGACAUGAUCAACUACGACGUGAACUUGCUGCAGAACUCUUCGCUCUCCCAGCCAAUGAUACACACGUCUCAGACUGACACUUUGUUCGGCGACGUAAUCACUGCUGUCACCAAGAACCUACGCAUCGUUCGUUCUUCAGCACUGGACCUGGCUGUGCUCACGACGUAUUUGAACUUCACUGAAGUCCCAAGCUCUUUGAUCUUCAGCAAAGCUGCAAAUCCACAACUGAAAAUGACCUUCCGCGUGUCUCAUGUGAUGAAUUCUUCGCGACAAGAGUUGAACGGAGCAAUUGUUCGGGUGCUGCUACCGAAGCCAGUCGAGUUCGACAAUCUGACGGACACUUACAGUAGCAACAUCACCGCAAACUUCACCAACAACCACUAUCUGGACUUUGCUAUCUCGAACCUGUUCUUCACUGACUACCUGGAGAUGAACGUGACGGUGAGCAUCGACCCCUUCAAUACAAUGAUCAAAGGACUGGGACUGUUAGAUGCCGCUGCCUUGGUACGCAUCGUAUGUACCACGUUCGCGGAUGCGGUGCCCAAGUACUGCGGCACCACUGCCGUACUCCCCUUCCAGAUCGACGGCACAGAAUGUUCCGACGAUCUUGGCAUGGACAGCUUCCUGGACUGUCAGUUCUCAGCCUCAACCGCCAUCAGCGCAGAUACGGGUCCAGCGUAUGCGAAAAUUGCAGCAACUGGCUGGUCCCCGGUGGUGCGCUCGGGAUUCGGUUGGGGCCAUCACAUUACAAUAGAUUUCUUGCAGAAGACGCGCGUCACGAGAAUUACUUUCAGUUCGAGCUCCGUCAAAAUUACGCAGUUCAAAAUCCAAUAUUCAAACAAUGGAGACAAUUUCAUCUCACCUUGCGACACCGUGAUAUCGGUCACCACCGACGACACCCUCCUACCGCCAGCUUGUCGCUUCGAGGCUCGCUUCGGCCGCCUCAUCAUCGUCGACAGCACGCCCAGCGAUGAGGCCUUUGUAGUGAAAUUCAAAUGGUAUGGUUGCGCCUUGGAGACGGUAGCCGAUAUCUGCUCGUCUCUACCAACCACUUACUCAGAUUCGCCAGGCUGGCGACAAAUAUCACACGACACCGUAAAUCAAGUUUUCUACUACUGUGACUACAGCCCCCAAGACAAGCAAUCUCUCUGCUUCUCUUCCACCGAUGCCGGGGCAACCUGGAAUGAACUGCCGCCAUUCAUCAACGUCCUGAUUGGAGAACAAGACGGCAUUUUCUACGCAAGUGACGCUCAAGGAAUAUCGACGGUCUCCAGCACCGACGGAGUGAGCUGGUUUGUUACAGACGCAACUUUUGCCGCAGGCCUGAACAUCAUCGCUAAGAGUGUUCCCGGCAACGCUAACCCCUUCACUGCCGUGACCGAUGGAGAGAUGACUGCGGAUUUCACAGGCAUCAUGAGCGGAGGUGCCUACGUCAUCAAGUGGGAAAGAUGCUGCAGCUAAACUAUGCAAAUUAAUUAGUAGAGAUUCUGAUUUGUGGCAUGAACAUUCUUCAUUACAAAUUGUACUUAAGUUUUGGCAAUUAUAUUAUAUCUGCAGUGAUAGUAAUAGCUAAAAUAUAUGAAAUGUCUCAUGAACAAUAUCUCGAAUCAAAAUCUUCCACGUGAACGAUGCAUGAUAGAUUGACUUGGAUUACGCCCUUGAAAAAUAUCUUUAAAUCAUUAAUAAUAAUGGGGAAGAGUUGAUUACAACUAUACGCUUCUCAUCCCUAAAAGAUUUGAGCAUCUAGAUUAAAAAAUUCUAUUCAAUAUACGCUUGAUCCUGCUCUUCAAUAUUACUGUACGUCCCAGUAGAAAGUUUAAUAAAUUUGCUCUCGUGUGUCUGGAGCUUGUUAUGCACACCUCGAAACUUAAAACAGAAUAAUGGUAUUUAUGAAAAAAAGUAUUCUUUUUUAUAGCAUGAACCAACGUGGUUAACUACGCAAAAAUUCUUACGUAAUAAAUUUGGAGUGUAAAAGAAAUUCAAAGCGUAAAGAACUUCGUAUUUACUAAAGUUAUUCACCUUUCCCGAGCAUUUAUUGAUGCGCCGUAAUCACAGCACAUCAAUAGUUGUGUGACGUGACAUUCACCUUCGCCCGUUAAUUCUCAUUAUAUUCCUAUUAUUUUC
Molecule: messenger RNA, 5014 nt
Organism: Hyalella azteca
Lineage: Eukaryota; Metazoa; Arthropoda; Malacostraca; Amphipoda; Hyalellidae
Exons: 27
Coding region: 302-4351 (1349 amino acids)
Source: RefSeq, a predicted model, not a curated record